AAAGACCUUUACAGCCAACUCGACUCGACUGCAAUUCUAUUUUCGUUUUGGAUGUUUGUAUUUUUAAAAAAUUGCCAAAAGAAUGUGGGAUGCUACCUUAUGGAAACAACAUAAAGUAUUGUGUGCCUUACAAGUUGUUUUUUGUUAUGUUUAUGUUUUGAUAUGAUCUAUUUUUAAACAAGACAAGACAACACGAGGGCAAAUCUGUUUUAAGUUUUUUUUUUAUUUAUUGGGCAGCAAAUAUUACAAGUUUAUAAAAGAACACCCCAUAUACAUCACGGGGGACCACCACCAAACCACUUGAAGAGCAAAUAAAUGAGUCAGUAAAUGCGAAUCUUCCCGAGCGGGUGUGUGUGCGUGUGGAAGAAGAGAUAAUUGUUUGUUUUUUUUCAUUCCAAAUAAAACAUUGGCAGUUUUAAGAGAUUCCAUGAGGAAUAUGCCAUCACAGUUUGUUAAGGUGUCAUUUCUUGUUGUGUGUGCUCUCAAUGCUGUGUGGCAGCAAAGUGUUACAAUGAUCAAUGCCAGACCCAUUAAUAUCAAACAAAAUCCAACAAAUUUAGAAACUUCAAACGAAACAUUUUCCGCUACUCAAAAACCAGUGACAAUAGCCAACGAUGAUGGUGACGAGCCACCAAGUGAAAUACAAAAAGCUGUGUGUACCGUAACGGCUGGCGAUGUUAAAGCAAGUGCUGAAGCGGUAACAACAAAAGCCCUUAAAGGAGUUUGUGGGGCAAAUGAAAUGACAAAAUCCUUUAAGGGGUUGGAAGAAAAAAUCUUUAAAGAAUUGGAAUUGUUAGAAGGACGUUUGAAACAAGAUUUGGAAAAUAUUCAAAAUUUGCUUAUAAGCAAACAAGAUGGUUGUAAUAGAACAGACGUAACGCCUAGCAAAUCGAUUGUAUUAUUGCAACCGAUACCUUCGAGUAAUACUGAGACGAAAACUGCAACCGCAACAACAACAACAACAGCAUCUAAAAUCAAAACAAAAAGUUAUAGUUCUCCUUUAUUCGCAUCACAACACCACGCAAUGCCAAUGUAUUCGCCAACAUUGCCGCCAGAAAAAAAUGGAAAAAGCUUUACCUACCUAUGGAGAAUUGAAAAUUUUACCAAGAAAAUUGAAAAUAACAGUGAUGUUACUAUACAAACAAGUCCAUCGUUUUCCAUUAAGGGCAAAAAUCUAAAAGUAAAGGCUUCCUUUCAACAUUUGCAUCGUGAUUUCCUUUAUCUACAAUUGAUUGAUGUUUCCGCUUCGCUACACUCGUCAUCAGCUGGUAAUAGUGUUAUUUUGGAUACCGGUGGUCUCUUUAAACAAAUCACUAAUGGCAAUUUAAAAUAUAAAAUGUCUAUAGUUGCCCAGAAUUCGCAAAAUGGCAAAGAUCUAGUCUCGCAAGAAUUUGAUAGUCAUGAAAGUGGAUUUUUAAUACCAAACAGUGCAUUAUUGGAUAGUCCAUUUAUCAAAGAUGAUUCGUUACUAAUAAAAGUUAUACUUUAUUUAUAGAAAAUUUUGAGACUUUUGGUGGCUAAUUGGAUAAAAGGCUG
Messenger RNA from Musca domestica (house fly), 1536 nucleotides. RefSeq lists its product as uncharacterized. The transcript is spliced from 4 exons. The record is from RefSeq and is a predicted model, not a curated record. Lineage: Eukaryota; Metazoa; Arthropoda; Insecta; Diptera; Muscidae. The coding region runs from base 428 to 1495 and encodes 355 amino acids. Gene Ontology annotation, molecular function: protein binding.